AUGGCAUCAAACCCGAAGGUCCAAACGGCACCACUACCACGGAGGGAGCUCCUUGUCUAUUGGCUGCUGUCCUUUGGGUCCCAUUUUUACUCUUUUUAUGAACUUCACAGGUUCUCAAAAGAGCAUGAAGCUGGAUUGGAUAGGGAGUUCGUACUGGAAAAAGGGUUUCUUAAUGGCUUUAAAAGGGAUGCAUUGGACUUUGAGUGGACGUUCUGGACCGCUUGGGCUAAGAAGUCCUUUCUAUGGACUCUGAUUGGGCAUGCUGUCAUAUCUAGAUUGUGCAGCGCCCUUUACCCGCAGCUUCGGGUCAUGGCACUCACAGUUUACGGCCUCUCAGCAGCCAGCAGCGUUUUGGGACUUAAAGGUGUGGCUGUUUUGCUUGUGCAUGUGGCUUUGUCUUUCUUCGUGGCCCAGCUCAGAAAGCCCAUUCUGUGUUGGACCUGCAACCUUCUGUUCCUCUGCACCCUUCACAUCAGACAAAUUCAGGACAUUGGGAGAGGCUGGUACGAGCAGCAGGAGGAGUACUCUUUGCUGUUCUCCAGUGUAUCGAUGAAUACUCUUCGCCUUAUCAGCUUCAGUCUGGAGCACUGCGAGAGCCCCGCGGUCCACUCCGACGGCGUCCUGCAGCUGGGGUGGCUUUUGUCCUACACGUUUUACCAUCCUUUCUUCUACAACGGACCUGUCAUUACAUACAACGACUACGUGGAGCAGAUGCAGAGGGCUGUGGAGGAGCGCAAGCAGCACAAAGGAGGCGCUCACUACCUGUUGUUUCGUUCCGCACGGAUCUUGGUGUGGUGGUGCAUUGCCGAAUACAUGAUUCAUGCCAUGUACAUGCACGCCAUCAAGUCCAACGAGACUUACCUGGAGAUUCUGCCACCUUGGGCCUUGGGUGGUUUGGCUCUGGCCUUGGUGCAGUUCUUCUUUGUCAAGUAUCUGGUUAUAUAUGGCCUUCCGUCAAUGCUGGCCACAUUAGACCAGCUCGUCCCUCCUGGUGUACCUCGCUGCGUCAGCAUCAUGUACAGCUUCACCGGCAUGUGGCGGCAGUUUGACAAGGGCCUGUAUCGAUGGCUCCUCAGAUACAUCUAUGUGCCUCUGGGUGGUUCACAUCAUGGAGUGCUGUACAAAAUUUUAUCCACAACGCUGGCGAUUGGCUUCAUUUUCCUUUGGCAUGGUGGUCAUGACUACCUUCAGUGUUGGGCCCUGAUGAAUUGGUUGGGCGUUCUGGUGGAAACUGGCCUCAAGGCUCUCUUUGGCUCGCCUUUCCUUUGCUCCUUUUUGGAGCGGCAUUCCUCUGCGGCAACGAGGAGGCGCUGCGCCGCUCUGCUUUGCGCCUUCUCCACUGCCAUGCUCAUCCUCUCUAAUCUGGUGUUCCUCGGGGGGAUUCACGUCGGCAGGAUCUUCUGGAAGCGCGUUUUGCUUCAAGGUUGGUCCACGGUGGCUCCGCCCAUGUUGGCCUUCCUUUACUGCUUUGCCCAGGUGGGAAUGGAAUGGACUCCUCACCUGUCAUUAGUCACCAUGAAUUCACAACAAUCUGUGACGAAGGAGGGCGAUGUUGCCAACAGCAAGGCCGACAGCAACGACGAAGAGGAAACGAAGAAGAACACUUACGCUAACGGCGUGAACUGCUACGUAAACGAGGCUCGCUACAAGUUGCGAGGCUUAUUUUCCCUUUCACGGUAUUAA
Molecule: messenger RNA, 1683 nt
Organism: Nerophis lumbriciformis (worm pipefish)
Lineage: Eukaryota; Metazoa; Chordata; Actinopteri; Syngnathiformes; Syngnathidae
Source: RefSeq, a predicted model, not a curated record